CUGGCACUGACAAACAUCGCCGCCAGUUCGUGUGCGUGUGUGUGUCUCUAUUGCUGAGGUGCAUUGGGGCGGAGCGCAAAUUCGUGAACGUCUCAUUAAAAUCGGUAAAGUUAUAUGAAAUAGUGCAAAUACCUGUCCACGAACGGUGCCGGGCAAGCCUUCGAAGCGUGUUACGUUGUUCGUCCACCAUGUCCAACAUCGAUAUCGUGCAGCCGCUGUGGGAUCUGAGCACUUUUACCGGCCGUCUGAAGCACUACUUCUGGAUAACUGACCCGCGCACAUGCUUCGCCACCGAUGAGGAGCUUGAUCGCGCCAAAGAGCUGUACCAAAGUGUGAAGGCUGGCACUAUACCUCAAAAUACAACGAUCGAUCAGAUACAUUAUGCGAAGAAGCUGUACGAAAGCGCCUUCCAUCCGGACAGUGGCGAGAAGCAGAACGUGUUCGGGCGGAUGAGCUUUCAGAUGCCGGGCGGUAUGGCCAUUACCGGGGCCAUGCUACAGUGGUACAAAACAACGACCGGAGUGGUAUUCUGGCAGUGGGUGAACCAAUCGUUCAAUGCGCUCGUCAACUACACGAACCGUAACGCAAACUCGUCCCUCUCGACCACCCAGCUAGGGGUGGCUUACGUGUCGGCCACGACGUCCGCCCUGGUGGCUGCGGUCGGCUACAAGGCGUACCUGCAGAAGCGGGCCACACCAUUGUUCCAGCGAUACGUUCCGUUUGUGGCGGUGGCGGCGGCUAACUGUAUCAACAUACCGCUGAUGCGCCAGAACGAGCUGAUACACGGCAUCGGCAUUGAGGAUGAGAAUGGCAAUGUGGUCGGUUCGAGCCGGUUGGCUGCGGCGAAAGGAAUUGCCCAGGUGGUAACUUCCCGCAUUGCCAUGUGUGCACCGGGAAUGCUGAUCCUGCCUGUCAUCAUGGAACGAUUGGAGCAAUAUCAGUCUUUCCGCCGUAUCGCAAUUCUUCACGCACCAUUCCAGGUUUUGGUUGUCGGUUGUUUCCUAACGGUAAUGGUACCGACGGCCUGUGCGCUGUUCCCGCAGAAGGCAGAGCUGAGCACGAGCGUGAUGAAGCUGGUCGAGCCAGAGUUCUACGAGGAGAUGUGCAAGAAGAACGAGCGCGUACCGGAGCUGGUGUACUUUAACAAGGGACUGUAA
This is a messenger RNA of Anopheles arabiensis, 1157 nucleotides long. RefSeq names its product sideroflexin-2 (gene Sfxn2). The record is from RefSeq and is a predicted model, not a curated record. The transcript has 6 exons. NCBI's taxonomy places the organism in Eukaryota, Metazoa, Arthropoda, Insecta, Diptera, Culicidae. Gene Ontology annotation, molecular function: monoatomic ion transmembrane transporter activity. Gene Ontology annotation, cellular component: mitochondrial inner membrane. Bases 189 to 1157 code for a protein of 322 amino acids. Gene Ontology annotation, biological process: serine import into mitochondrion; monoatomic ion transport.